Mesocestoides corti is the source of this 2319-nucleotide messenger RNA. Lineage: Eukaryota; Metazoa; Platyhelminthes; Cestoda; Cyclophyllidea; Mesocestoididae. The record is from the annotation of a GenBank genome assembly.
AUGGGUGACGCUGAUUACGCACAGAAUCCCCAUGACAGUCAAUUUUCAAAAUUUGUUAAUGAAGUUACAGCGGAGGAAUUUGUAGAGAUUCCCCUCUUUUCCGACGCCGAACACGAUGGUGAGGACGUCUGUCCAAAUUUGGCUCGAAUAGACCCACAACCCUCCCUAGUUGAGGUAGAAUGCAUCUAUCCGCCGCACUCAGAGUCACGACCGGAGUCACAGAUAUAUUGUGAAUCCCCCAAAAGCGUCAUCUCCGAUUCCCAGUCGGCGUUCAACGAUGCGAAUUGCCUAAAUCUGGACAAUGAGGAGGUCGGGGAAGAUCUAAAAUUAAACGAAGGAUUAGCGUAUGAAAUGCAAUAUCAGUGCACUCUUUUGAGCCCCUCUCUUGUCCGCGCUAUCACCUCGGAUAUUGAAGAAAUUAAACGCUCUUUGGCAAAAGCUAAUGCUUCAAAUAAUACGAUGCCAGAUUUGUUGCCGAAGCAGGGCACAGGUGCUCUCCCAACUGUAUCUCCAAUCAAGGGAACGCUACACUCGAAGCAAAUUAUCAAUGACAAAAUUUCAAAUGAACGGGAUGUGCUGUUUAAAUUUCAACGCUCAACCAAGUUGUCUGGGGCUCGAAAAAGGCACGAAAACUCGAGAUCAGGUUUCAGCAAGAGAAUUAUCCACCUUCCUACGAAAGCAAAAAUGCUCAAGUCCAAUGGGCAGCUCAACGGUAGUAAAAGUGAACGUUUGACGACCCGACAGUGGACCUUUCCAGCAGCUGCCAACACGGUUUACAGCAGUUCAGAGAACCCGAGUGACUCGGAGGGCGGGGACGUCGAGGGUCCGAGUCCUUCGUGCUCUUCAUCGGUUGUCACCGCAGCCCCGACCAAAAGUGACGACUGUGAAGGUGUCAAGAUCGAAACCCACGACGGAGAGUGGUCCUUGCAACGUAAACCGCCCCUCAAUGGAACGCCACAGGCGGCUGUAUCUGACUCUCAGGCCUGUGGACCACCACUGCAAUUGCAGCAUCCGCGACGGCAUAAACAACCGCAAACAUGCGAGCCCGAUUACGGGAGCGAUGAGGACACUGAUCAGCUUCUCGGCAAACAGUACCAAUCUGACAAGCCAGUUGAAAUACCUGAAUUAAAGCAGGAGGCUGAGUACUUGUCCGUGAAGCAACGGCGUGGUCGAGAGGUUGCGGUUCACCAUCCGGAUUUUCCCGAUCGAUUGAUUGAAGGCCGUCUUUACCACUCCCGGUACUUGGGGAGCACUCAGCUCCUGUGUGAAAGUCACCCCUCGAAAAUCAACAGAUUGCAUCAAGCCCAAGAGGCGGUCAACAGAGUCAAGGAAAUCGUGAUGGACCACGAUCUGCGCUUCAUUUCCUACAUUGCCGAUAUCGGCAGCAUUCUUGUCCUGAUGGUUCGUCGUCGUCGUCCCAGCACUCCGCCCGCUGCCCGUAGCGCUCCCCCAACGGACUCCCCCUGUGGCCAGCCUGAAAGCACCAACGUUGCCAAUGGUGGGGUGAAUUCUGAGGCUCUUGACACCAUCCAAGAUCAACUGACUCAUUUGCCUCCCAAGAUUACGUGCCAUCUCUUUGAAAGCGAUGAGACCCAGAUGAUCGCUCAAGCGAUUGGCAAGGCUUUCCAGGAAGCCUACUUCGAGUUCCUGCGCCAAAACGGCGUUGAGGAUCCAGAGGCCUUUCAAGAACGGAGCUACCAAAAUAUACUUAACCAGCAGGAGAUAUUUCAGAACGAAUUGGCCUUCUUUUCUGACCGAGACCAGGAGAAGGAGGUGAUAGUCCCUAAGCAGAAAGGCGAGACGUUGGGCGUGGUGAUUGUGGAAUCAGGCUGGGGCAGUGUCCUGCCCACGGCCGUGCUUGCCAACAUGCACCCUGCAGGACCUGCUGCUCGCUGUGGCCAGUUGAACAUUGGCAAUCAGAUCAUCUCUAUCAACGGUCGCAGCCUAGUCGGUCUGCCUCUCGCCUCCGCUCAGGCUCUGAUCAAGGCGACGAAAAACCAGACAUCCGUAAAACUAGUAAUCGUAAACUGCUCUCCCGUUGUGGAGGUGUUGAUUCGCCGACCGGAUCACAAAUUCCAGCUGGGCUUCAGCGUUCAGGACGGUGUUAUUUGCAGUCUACUACGAGGUGGCAUUGCUGAAAGGGGCGGCAUACGCGUAGACCACCGCAUAAUCGAAAUCAACGGCGAGUCUGUUGUCGCGGUGCCUCAUGAGUACAUUGUUCAGCUGCUGGCAAAUGCUGUUGGUGAGAUCUACAUUCGGACGAUGCCGACCUCGAUUUUCCGCCUGCUAACCGGGCAGGAUACGCCGCAUUACAUAUGA